Messenger RNA from Octopus sinensis (East Asian common octopus), 1788 nucleotides. Its product is annotated as mitochondrial uncoupling protein 4-like. The transcript is spliced from 10 exons. The record is from RefSeq and is a predicted model, not a curated record. Lineage: Eukaryota; Metazoa; Mollusca; Cephalopoda; Octopoda; Octopodidae. The coding region runs from base 409 to 1344 and encodes 311 amino acids. Gene Ontology annotation, biological process: response to cold.
UAAAUACAGAGGUCCCUAAAAAUUGACCCUAAAACUAACCCUAUGGGAUCUCUGUAUUUAAGUAGUAUCGCUUCUAAUAUAUAUUCUUUAAUAAAAUCAUCAAUCCAUUACGAUUCACUACAGUUGCUACGGUAGUAGCUUAAAUUAAUAACAACAUUGUAGUUAUUAGACAAUUUCUUAAGUUAAAAAUAUAGUGCGAGCAGAUAUACUGAGGAGCCAAUAGAUUUCUAACAUAAAAAUAAAAAAAUAAAAUAAAAUAUUUACUUAUAAAUAUAGUUAAGACAUCAGGGGUGGGGAAGGAAUGUAUGGUUGUUGUAGAUCAGUUUUUUCAGUGGUGAAAUUUUUAAUUCUGUGUAGUUAGUGGGACCCUGUUACCUAGCAAGGAAAAAUUUGCUUAAAGUUGCUGUGAUGGUGAAAGAUGGCAAGAAAUAUAACGAAUUCGCUUUUAAAUAUUUACUUUCGUCAGCAUCAGCUGUUGUGGCCGAAACAGUUACUUAUCCUCUUGACUUGACAAAAACAAGGCUUCAAAUCCAAGGAGAACUAGCAUCAAAAUCAUCUAAUGGCAAACCUAAUCCAUAUCGUGGAAUGGUCAAGACGGCUGUUGGAAUAGCUAAAGAAGAAGGCUUUCACAAACUAUGGCAAGGAGUAACACCUGCACUUGUAAGACACAUAGUUUAUACUGGAUGUCGAAUGACUUUCUAUGAAGUUCUCAGAGACAAUGUCUUCCAUAAAAAUCCUGAUGGAAUACUUCCUGUAUGGAAAGCUGCUUGUUGUGGAUUAACAGCAGGUAUGUUAGGACAGUUUGUUGCUAGUCCUACUGAUCUUAUUAAAGUACAGAUGCAAAUGGAAGGCAAAAAUAGGCUCUUGGGAAAUCCAGUCAGAGUAAAAAGUAUGCAUGAUGCAUUUUGUAAAAUAACUGCUGAGGGAGGUGUGCGUGGAUUGUGGAAAGGCUGGAUCCCAAAUGUACAACGAGCUGGUUUAGUCAACAUGGGAGAUUUGGCGACCUAUGACACAAGCAAACAUUUCAUUUUAAGGAAUACUUCAUUGAAGGAUAAUGUUGUAACACACUUUUUAUCAAGUGUAAUGUCAGGAAUUGUAGCUGCUACAUUAGGUACCCCAGCUGAUGUUGUGAAAACAAGGAUAAUGAAUCAACCAACAAAAAAUGGAAAAGGUAUACUCUAUACAUCCUCUUGGGAUUGUGUAACAAAGACUGUAAAAGCAGAAGGAUUUUGGUCUUUAUAUAAAGGAUUUUUUCCAAUUUGGGCAAGAAUGGCACCUUGGUCUCUGACAUUCUGGUUGUCUUUAGAGCAAAUGCGAAAACUUACUGGAGCUUCAUCUUUCUGAUUUAUUCAUGGAUUUCACUAUUGAAAGGCUUCUCAUGGUAACAGAUAAACUGAUUUUGAAUUUCAGUUAUUUCAUAUAGUGUAACUGAUUACAAAUAAUGUACAACUAUUGUGUAUAAUGUAAACAGCCAUACAUAUAAUCUAUGAUAUAACUGAUGCCAUACAUAUAACUGAUGAAGCAUCAUAUUGCAUAUGAUGUAACUAAGAAAGUAUAUAUAUAUAUUUGAAAAAAAUGAAUAGAAAUGGCUUUUCUUAUAAUUUUUCCACUUUAAUUAUGAGAGGUUUAUAAGUUUACAAAUAAACAUUUAAUUAUUAAAGUGGAAAAAUGACCAGAAAAGCAAUUUCUAUUCCUUUUUUCAAAUAUAUAACACUGUAACAGGGACUUUCCAUUUCUUAUUCUACUAUAUAAACAUAUAUAUAUAUAUAUAUACUGGCAGUAUUCCAG